ACAAUUUUCGAUUCUCGUAUUCCACAGCUGACUGAAGAGUGUCGAAGGAAAAGUUCAACUUAAACAGCAACUAAACUAAAGUCAACAAUAAUACAAAAUGUCCAUCUCCGAUUUCCGCAAGAAGAAGCUGCUGUUCCUGUUCAAUGUGUUCUUUGAUGUGAACCAGAGCGGCGAAAUCGACGUUAACGACUUUGAGCAGGCCAUCGAGCGUGUGUGCGCUCUUCGCAAAUGGCCAAAGGGAACGCCAAAGAACAAGGAGACUUACGAUGUCAUGAUGGAAAUUUGGAAUGGUCUGCGAUCGAAGGCCGACAAGGAUAACGAUGGCCAGGUCAGCGUGGAUGAGUGGUGCAACAUGUGGGACGCUUACGCCAAGGAUCCCAGCAGCGUGAUGGACUGGCAGAAUACGUACAUGAACUUUAUGUUCGAUUUGGAGGACGCAUCCCAUGACGGUGGCAUCGAUGUAUCUGAGUUUACGCUCGUCUGCUCCAGUUAUGGCCUCGACAAGACCGAGUGCGAGGAAGCGUUUGCCAAGAUGGCCCAGGGAGAGAGCGAGGUGAAUCGGGAACAGUUCUCCGCCUUGUGGAAGGAGUACUUUGCCGCCGAGGAUGCGACCGCGCCUGGCAACUUCAUCUUUGGCAAGACCUCGUUCUAACUGUAUCGAUUUGCAUAUUGGUCUGACUUGGUGAUUGGUUAGCUGGUUAGCUGUUUUGCCACUAAUUAAACUAGUAAUAUAUCAAAAUGUACAUUCUAAUUUAAUGCUAAAGCUAAACAACAACUCAACAGGCAACAACUCCCAAACUCCCAAUCUCCCAAAACUCCACUUCGACUCCAACUUCUAAUGAUUACGAUUACGAUUACGAUUACGAUUACCAGUUGCGAGUACUAUUAGCUGAAUAGAUAUUCUGACGUUGUUAAUUAAAUGUUGUCAACUGUAACCUCAACUCAAUCUUUUGCCUAAUUCAAUGUUCUAAUUUAGUAGCCUUAUUUGUUAAUUAAAAAAGUCUCUAUUUAUAUUUUAUACUAUACUAAAAUCGAUAUAGUAUACUCAAACCCUCAAACUAUUAUGUAAACGAAUGCUCAAAACUCAAUUGCAAUUCUACUAAAUAUAGAUUCGAGUUAUCUGAUGAAAAGAAUACCCCAAAAUGCGAGUAUUGUUGAUGCGUAAAUUAUUAAAUGAAACCAAUUAAACUGUCAAAUUGUUUUGUGUGUGUAGUUCUAGUUUAUCGUCGCAUCUCUGGCGUUUAAAUAUAAAUGUAAAGUGUUCUAACAAAUUACAAACAAUAAAUGCUCAACAUCUACAAAAUCCCUAUUUGCAUACACGUA
Molecule: messenger RNA, 1323 nt
Organism: Drosophila sulfurigaster albostrigata
Lineage: Eukaryota; Metazoa; Arthropoda; Insecta; Diptera; Drosophilidae
Gene: Scp2
Product: calexcitin-1
Exons: 4
Coding region: 98-652 (184 amino acids)
Molecular function (GO): calcium ion binding
Source: RefSeq, a predicted model, not a curated record